UCUCGCUGAGCUCCAUCGAAAUUUUAGCCCACCAGCGUCCAGCUAGCGGUUGCCUCAUCGUUGGCGAAGAGGGAGAAGCAGAGCCAACGCCAGGACAUGUGACCAGCCAGCUCCGAAGAAGAGGGCCCAUAGACGUGUGUGACUACCCCCAAGCCAGCCUUGCCUCGUAUCCAACCGCCUCCUCGCCAUCGCCUCCCACCAUGUCGACGGUCAAGAAGCCCAUCAAGCUCCCGCCAUUGCGCAACCUGCGCGUCCGCAACCCGAUCCAGAAGGAGGUCAACCCUUGCCUCAGCGUCAUGCAGUCUGUCCUGGCGUGCUGGGCCUCGGCAGGAUACACGGCCGCGGGCUGUCUGGCGCUCGAGCAGCAGCUCCGGGAAUGCGCCGACGGCCCCCAGCAGACGGUCAAGAAACUCAACCCCAUCAACCACCACCUGUCAAGAAUGCAACAGAAGAUGGGAGCGAGGAAAAAGAAAUAGGCGAUAUCCCAAAGGCUUGUGAUGGGUUGAGAGCUAAGCAAUGUUGCUACUCUAUCUGGCGAUUGAUGCCAAACCUGUGCCUGAGAACUUGAUUGGGAUCUCUGUUUAUGUCGCCAUGAACCAAGGAACAUACCUUGAAACAAGUGGCGCCUCUGGAAAUACGAUGCGAUUCUCGAGCGCUGGAAGAUAAAGGCGGAUCAGCCCUCGCUAAGGUUGUGUCAUCACCGGUGGUCAAGGCAUCCAGCUCACACGCCAGAACCUCGUCGAACAGUCGUAUCAAUGAUAAACAUGUACAUAUACAUAAAACUGCAGCGAUAUCUACUUCCGAAAGCACAACAGGUGACUGAGCAGUAGGCAUGCCUCUAUCACAAAAUCAAAACAACCAAUACACGCUCUAGGCCCAGGGACGCAUCAUCCAGCGCACUUCGAAAACAAAUCGC
This is a messenger RNA of Gaeumannomyces tritici R3-111a-1, 916 nucleotides long. Its product is annotated as 37S ribosomal protein Mrp10. Gene Ontology annotation, molecular function: structural constituent of ribosome. Gene Ontology annotation, cellular component: mitochondrial small ribosomal subunit. The transcript has 2 exons. Gene Ontology annotation, biological process: mitochondrial translation. The record is from RefSeq and is a predicted model, not a curated record. Bases 201 to 476 code for a protein of 91 amino acids. Lineage: Eukaryota; Fungi; Ascomycota; Sordariomycetes; Magnaporthales; Magnaporthaceae.